GUGGUGCAGUGAAUUUAAUUUUAGUUUUAUUGCAGUAAAAUGAUUUAUAAUCUGUAUAUCUUUGAUAAAUACGGAACUUUGUUGUAUUACGGCGAGUGGAAUCGAUUGAAACAGUCGGGAAUCACUAAAGAUGAGGAAUCCAAACUGAUGUACGGUAUGCUGUUUUCGCUGAAAUCGUUCGUGAACAAGAUUUCGCCAAUCGAUCCGAAGGAAGGUUUCCUGUACUACAAAACAAACAAAUAUGCUCUACACUACGUGGAGGUCGCAUCCGGGCUUAAGUUUGUACUAAACACAGACACGACAUCCUCCGGCAUCAAGGACUUCCUAUUGCAGUUGUACAGCAAGAUUUGGGUGGAAUACGUAGUGCGUAACCCUCUUUGGACCCUCGGAACACCAGUCACAUCGGACCUGUUCAAAACCAAACUGGACGAGUUCGUGAAACAGUCACCACUGUUUGGACCGAAAAUGAUCUAGAUGUAAGCUAUAUUUCAACCAUCUUUUUUUUAUAAUAUAAUCUAACUAGUAGAACGU
Messenger RNA from Sabethes cyaneus, 531 nucleotides. RefSeq names its product trafficking protein particle complex subunit 1 (gene Bet5). Bases 40 to 474 code for a protein of 144 amino acids. The transcript is spliced from 3 exons. Gene Ontology annotation, cellular component: TRAPP complex. NCBI's taxonomy places the organism in Eukaryota, Metazoa, Arthropoda, Insecta, Diptera, Culicidae. Gene Ontology annotation, biological process: endoplasmic reticulum to Golgi vesicle-mediated transport. The record is from RefSeq and is a predicted model, not a curated record.